Xiphophorus couchianus (Monterrey platyfish) is the source of this 5005-nucleotide messenger RNA. Its product is annotated as serine/threonine-protein kinase TAO2-like. Gene Ontology annotation, cellular component: cytoplasm. Lineage: Eukaryota; Metazoa; Chordata; Actinopteri; Cyprinodontiformes; Poeciliidae. The transcript has 20 exons. The coding region runs from base 498 to 3794 and encodes 1098 amino acids. Gene Ontology annotation, biological process: protein phosphorylation. Gene Ontology annotation, molecular function: protein serine/threonine kinase activity; ATP binding. The record is from RefSeq and is a predicted model, not a curated record.
GGAAGUCUCACCGGAAGUGGAGCUGGUGCAGCUCGGACUCCCGCCCCUGCAGCCCGUGCCAUCUUGUGUUUAGCAGGAACAAAAAACGGGAGGAGGGACGGGUCCAGACGGAGGAUGGGGUGCGGGUUCUAGGCCCAAUCUAGGCCGGUUCGGUGGGCCAGUAUGUCCGGACGGGAAUCUUUGCAAGGACACAUCAGCCACACCCCGCGGAGCAGCUGAUGGUACCGUUAGCCUGCCAGCUAACGCGCUAAGCUAUUAGCUCAGGAGCGGCGGAGACCGGAGCUGCGGAACGGACCGUUAGAGACCCGCAGACCCUCCCAGAACCAGCGGCUGGACCGCAGCGACUCCCCAAAACCCAGAAGAACUGGGACGGACAUGAACCAGGAGUUCUGCUGAGGGGAAACCCGCGAUAUGAGGAUCGAGACUGGCUGCUAGCUUUGCUGCUAACCGUUAGUUUUUCGGUCCAGAGAGGAACCUCAAGAAGCUGCGGUGCAGCCAUGCCCUCCAGUGCGCGUGUGGGGAGCCUCAAGGACCCCGAUGUGGCCGAUCUGUUCUGCAGAGACGAUCCGGAGAAGCUCUUCACUGACCUCAGGGAGAUCGGACACGGCAGCUUCGGAGCCGUCUACUUCGCGCGUGACGGACGCAGCAAUGAGGUGGUGGCCAUUAAGAAGAUGUCCUACAGUGGCAAGCAGACCAAUGAGAAAUGGCAGGACAUCAUCAAGGAGGUGAAGUUCCUGCAGAAGCUGCGACACCCCAACACCAUCGAGUACCUGGGCUGCUACCUGAAGGAACACACGGCGUGGCUGGUGAUGGAGUACUGCCUUGGCUCGGCCUCUGACCUGCUGGAAGUCCACAAGAAGCCGCUGCAGGAGGUGGAGAUCGCCGCCAUCACCCACGGAGCGCUGCAGGGUCUGGCUUACCUGCACUCUCACAACAUGAUCCACAGGGACGUGAAGGCCGGGAACAUCCUGCUGACGGAACCGGGUCAGGUCAAGCUGGGCGACUUUGGGUCGGCCUCCAUCGUGUCUCCAGCCAACUCCUUCGUCGGAACGCCGUACUGGAUGGCUCCAGAGGUGAUCCUGGCCAUGGACGAGGGUCAGUACGACGGGAAGGUGGACGUCUGGUCGCUCGGCAUCACCGGCAUCGAGCUGGCUGAGAGGAAGCCGCCGCUCUUCAACAUGAACGCCAUGAGCGCCCUGUACCAGAUCGCCCAGAACGAGAGCCCAGUGCUGCAGUCCAACCACUGGUCCGACUCGUUCCGCAGCUUCGUGGACUCGUGUCUGCAGAAGAUCCCUCAGGACCGUCCCACCUCAGACGUCCUGCUGAAUCACCGCUUCCUGAGCCGCGAGCGCCCGCUGACGGUCAUCAUGGACCUGAUUGCGCGGACGAAGGAUGCCGUGCGGGAGCUGGACAACCUGCAGUACCGCAAGAUGAAGAAGAUCCUGUUCCAGGAGACGCAGCAGAACGGGCCGCCGUCCGAGGGCGGCGACGACGACGAGGAGGCAGAGCCCUACCUGCUGCAGGGCGGCACGGUGAACAGCAUGGAGAGCUCCCAGUCUGUUCCCAGUAUGUCCAUAUCAGCCAGUUCCCAGUCCAGCUCCGUCAACAGCCUGGCGGACGCCUCCGACGACAGCAGCGGUGACAUGGCCAUCCUGCAGGAGGGCGAGAACACCGUCACCUCCAACAGCUCCAUCAUCCACCGUCCCACGGCUCAGGACAACAUCUACGACGACCCGUACCAGCCGGAGCUGGAGCAGCCGCAGGCCCCCUCCGCCGGGCGCCGCCGGGCCUUCUACCGGAACCGGGACCACUUCGCCACCAUCCGGACCGCCUCCCUGGUGACCCGUCAGAUCCAGGAGCACGAGCAGGGCUCGGCGCUGCGGGACCAGAUGUCCGGCUACAAGCGCAUGCGGCAGCUGCACCAGAAGCAGCUGCUGGGCCUGGAGAACAAGCUGAAGGCCGAGAUGGACGAGCACCAGCUGAAACUGGACAAGGAGCUGGACGCCCAGAGGACCGGCUUCUCCGCCGAGCUCGACAAGCUGGCCCGCAAGAACCAGGCCGUCCUGGAGAAAGAGGUCAAAGCCGCUCUGGCCGAGGAGAAGAAGUUCCAGCAGCAGAUACUGGGACAACAGAAGAAGGAGCUCAACUGUCUGUUGGACUCCCAGAAGCGCCAGUACCGCCACCGCAAGGAGCUGCUGAAGGAGGAGCUGAGUGAGAACCAGUCGACCCCCAAGAGGGAGAAGCAGGAGUGGCUGAUCCAGCAGAAGGAGGUGAUGCAGCAGCUGAUGGCGGAGGAGGAGGCCGGCCUGCUGCGGCGCCAGAGGCAGUACUACGACCUGCAGGGCCGCCAGUACAAGAGGAAGAUGCUGCUGGCCCGCCACAACCUGGAGCAGGACCUGCUGCGAGAGGAGCUGAACAAGAAGCAGAUCCAGAAGGACCUGGAGUGCGCCAUGCUGCUGCGGCACCACGAGUCCACCCAGGAGCUGGAGUUCCGGCAGCUCGGUUCGGUCCAGAGAACCCGGGCUGAGCUGAUCCGGACCCAGCACCAGACCGAGCUCACCAACCAGAUGGAGUACAACAAGCGGCGCGAGGACGAACUGCGGCAGAAACACGCCGUGGAGGUCCGGCAGCAGCCCAAGAGCCUCAAGUCCAAAGAGGUCCAGAUCAAGAGGCAGUUCCAGGAGACCUGCAAGAUCCAGACCCGGCAGUACAAGGCGCUCCGGAACCACCUGCUGGAGACCACGCCCCGGUCCGAACACAAGCUGGUUCUGAAGCGGCUGAAGGACGAGCAGACCCGGAAGCUGGCCAUCCUGGCCGAACAGUACGACCACUCGGUCAACGACAUGCUGUCCACGCAGGCCGUCAGCAAGCUGCGGCUGGACGAGACGCAGGAGGCGGAGCAGCAGGCGCUGCGGCUGCUGCUGCAGCAGGAGCUGGAGCUGCUCAACGCCUACCAGAGCAAGAUCAAGAUCCACACGGACGGGACGCACGACCGCGAGGCGCAGGAGCUGGAGGCGCGGGUGGCGCUGCGCCGCGCACUGCUGGAGCAGAGGAUCGAGGAAGAGAUGGUGGCGUUGCAGGCGGAGCGGUCGGAGCGGAUCCGGACGCUGCUGGAGCGCCAGGCCCGGGAGGUGGAGGCGUUCGACUCGGAGAGCCUGCGGCUGGGCUUCAGCGGCAUGGCGCUGGGCGCCGCCGACGGUUACCCGCCGCCCGGCCCGGCCGCCAGCGGCUGGCCGGCCCGGCCCGGCCCGCGUUCCGGCGGCCACUGGAGCCACGGCCUCCAGAGCUCGCCGGCCGGCCCGGCCUGGCGCGGCCAGAACCACGGCGCCGGCUUCGGGCGGGCCGAGCCAAGAGCCCGCGUCCCCUCUCACCACCAGCAGCAGCUGUACCAGCACCACCAGAGCACGCCGCAGCUGUACCGCGACGAGCGCGACGGUCGGGAGCGCCAGGCCCGGGAGUGGCCCUCCGGCGGCGGCCACUACUCCCAUCAUGCCCGGGGCCUCCAGCAGCUCUCCUACCACGCCUCCUCCCAGUCGCUGGCCGUGCUGCCUCCUACCGCGCCUCCCCCCAUUUCCUUCUCCUGCUCCUCCCCCGCCUCCUCCGCCUCGUCCUCGCAGGGCGGCUACGGCGGCGGCCUGGGCGUCCGCGGCCCCGGACUGGCCCUCAGGAACAGCCCCCAGCCGCUGAGGCGCACGGCGUCCGGAGGCCCUGGCGGUGGCGGCGACGGGGGGCUCAGCCGGAGCACCUCCGUCACCUCCCACAUCUCCAACGGCUCCAACCUGUCCUUCUCCUGAGACGUCCGCCCGUGGCCUUCCCAGGAGCCACCGGGCGGCGCCGCAGAGGGGCCACGAGGCACUCAGCAGCUCCUGGGAGUCAGCUGCUGUCUCCAAGUGGUCCGAGGAAACGGCGCUCCAGGACGCUCCACCAGGCGCUUCACGCCACAGAAACCCAGGAGUCUUUAAGUCUCUGAGAAGCGUCCUGGAGCUGCAGCUCCUCCAGAGACAGCGGGCAGUUGGCCCUCAGGGACCGGAGAUGAGAACCCGACGGUCCGGUCCAACUGAAGGCGAUGUUCAUCAGAACCUCAGGAGGCCCGGUCCUCAGACCGUCGAUCCCUCUUGGCUCAGAAGCCGUGACGUCGUCAGGAACCCAGGCGUUCCUGACGAGUCAUGUUGCUGAACCAGAUAUCUCCUCUCGGGUCCCAUUGUUGGUUCCGACCCGCUGAGUUGCACAGAGACCGGGGCAGAGCUGAUGUGGAUGUGUGUAAAUACGGGCGUCCAGCAGGGGGCAGCAUUGAUACGGCUGCUGUCCUCAUCCAGGUUGACCCAAAACGAUCGGGUUCAGAACCUGGGGUCGUCUGCAGGUUUCGUCCUUUCUGGUCCUCAGUCAGAACUUUUCUAGUGAUCCGGGAGGACCCAGAUCAGUGAGCAACAUUAAUCCUCAGGAUUAAAUAACUUCAGCUGGAUUAUUGAUGAUGUAAUUCCUGCUGGCUGCAGAUCAGGGCUGUAAAAACACUAACAGGAUCAUCUGACUGAGGAUCCAGCAAACCGGGAAUCCUGCACACCUGUCCUCCAAUCAGAGGACAGGUGUGUGUGUGUGUGUUUGGGGUGUGUGUGUGUGUGUGUACGCAGCACCGAUGGCUCAUCGAACAGGUCUGUCUGCCUCUGCAGGUCAGCCGCUGUACAGUGAACACGAUGCACACUACCUAUUUAUAGAGCUGACAGCAGGUGAGGCAGGAGUCCUGAUGGGGGCGCUGUUCAACACUGAUUGGCUUUAUUAUUGUUGUACAUAGAAGCACUAACUGUAAGACUGUAAUAAGUAAUAAUUAUUUUGUCACGUGAUUUAAGCCAAUUUGUACUAGAAGCAGGCAGACGCCAUCCCAUAAUAACUACUGCAGCAGUCGGAGUAUUUAUGUUAAGAUGUCAUUGCCUAUGUUGACCACUAGGUGGGAAAUAAAUGCAAUGUUACUGUGAUAGAACUAUAAGAAUUAAAUAUUUCCAGGACUACA